UGAGAGAUAAGGUGUCCAAUAGGUGGCUGUAGAGAGGUGCCUGAGAGAUGAAGUCUGCAGCCAGCUGCCAGUCGAAGCCUUCAUAAAAUUAUGCAUGCACUCGAGCCGAAGUCCAUCAGCCAACUUUUUACUUACGUAUUUCACUGCAUUUAAAAACAAACGGGAAUAUUAUUAUAUUAUUUCACAUUUUGUCCACAAAGUAUUUUAGUCUCGCAGUUAUCUGUUGACGGAGGAACCGCGUUUUAUUUGGAACAUUUUAUUUUGGUGACCUACUAUGCAGCCAUUGCGGUAGCUAAAUGUUAGAAACACUAUGGAAGACUGGGACACCAGAGCAAUUCUUCCUGAGGAUAUUCUAUCGGGGCUAUCAUCUACAGACAACGACAGAACGAUAAAUGACACAGUUUCCCAAAACGAGGUUCAGAAGAAGGAACAUAUUUGCUCAAAACAGCCGCCAUUCGCCUGCCCGCUUUCAGUUUCUGUAGAACCCGUGAUGUUCUUGUCUAUGUUUUCGCUGUCUCUUCAGUGGCCGCUGUCGACCCAGUACUUGUGGGACCGCAUAAGCGAAGAUCUCGGCUACAAUGGGUCAAAAUCAAAUGGGGGUUGCAACAUUUCCGGGCCCCCGGAUCCACUUCAAAAGGAAGUGGAGACCCUGACAGCCCACUGGAACCUGUACAUCAACCUGGGAGGGUUUGCAGUGGGGCUGUUGGUGGUGACCUUGCUGGGCUCCUGGAGUGACAAGGGGGGGCGGCGGCCUGUGCUCAUCUUGCCCUGCCUGGGUCUGGCCCUGCAAGCUGGGGUCUACCUGGUGGUCAUGUAUCUCAAGCUUCCCGUUGCCUGGUUCCUCCUGGGCCGGAUGCUCUCUGGCCUCUCAGGUGACUUCAACACAAUACUGGCAGGCUGCUUUGCCUAUGUGGCCGACACAAGUGACAGGGCCUCCCGGACCUUCAGGGUAGCAGUGCUGGAGGCCUGUCUGGGACUGGCUGGCAUGCUGGCCAGUAUCAUAGGUGGGCAGUGGCGACAAGCACAAGGGUACAUUAACCCCUUCUGGCUGGUCCUGGCCACUAACCUGGCCGCUGCCCUCUAUGCCUACCUGUUUGUCCCUGAGUCCAUCACCACUGACCCCAGCGCCAAAUUACUCACCACCCGCCAUCAUCGCGCCGUCUACCGCCUAUACUCGGCACUGGGCGACUCCGCCGUGGCUGGGGGUUACCCAAAAUGGAGGAGGUACAAGCUGUGGUUCUACACCUUGUGUUUCUUCCUGGUGGUGACGGUGCACUUUGGCAGCCGGGAGCUCUAUGUUCUGUAUGAGCUCAGCUCUCCGUUGUGCUGGGGCUCGGGGUUAAUCGGCUGGGGCUCUGCUGCCCAGAACCUGGCCUACCUGAGCAGCCUUCUGGGGUUGAGGGCCAUGCAGCGCUGUCUACAGGACUCCUGGGUGGCCCUGGUGGGACUGACGUCUAACAUCAUUGGCCUGGUGGUCAUCUCGCUGGCCAACACUACUGGGCUCAUGUUCACAGGCUAUGGGCUGUGCUUCCUCCACAUGGCUGUCACUCCUGUCCUCAGAGCCAAACUGUCCAAACUGGCGGGGCCUGAAGAACAAGGUGCUCUGUUUGCCUCUGUGGCCUGUGUGGAGGGACUUUGUUCCCUGGUGGCCAGCAGCAUGUUUAACUCUCUGUACCCAGCCACACUGCACAUCAUGAAGGGAUUUCCCUUCCUCUUAGGAGCUUUCGUGCUCCUCAUUCCUGCUGGGAUUAUUGGGGCGGUGGAGUGUCAAGAUAAAAGUCCACACAGAACAGAAGACUUGGCAACAUCCUGAUACUGACAGAACGGACAGCCUGUGUGUCUGGACGACUGAUGCUCCUGAUGCCCAACCAACACAGCUGAAGAUGAACAUGUACUGGACACCUAACACGUAAUUGAAUUAUUCUGAACACCGUAUGGCUCGAAGCACUGCUUUUGACUAGUGCAUACUCAGCAAAGCAGGCCGGCUGACUGACGGUCAGUGGGAUGCAGUGGCUUCACCUCCAAAAUACCAUGACCAAAAGGCUUGUUCAACCCCGUGACUGACAUACAGCACAUCCAUGUCAUUGAAGACCAGAAGAGAAAGGCCUUCCCUAUUGUAUUUUAAACUGAAAAUCAAAUUGAGCUGACACUCACUUGUGGUCAAAUAUGAGCCACACUGCUAUAUCAGACUAUCCAAGGGUAAGCAGAAAAUAGAUGACUCAAAAAAUCUCAUUCAAUAACCGUGUAUCUUGAUUUCACAAUAGGCCAGCAGCAGAUCAUUCGGCUUGAGACCAACUUGUCCAGACUCAACCAUUAGUAUCUUGUAACAUAACCAGACCCUAACACAACCAGACCCAUCGGCUUCUAGCAGCAGUCAGGGAUUAUUGAGUUACAUUGCUUACAGUUUACUGUCAUCUUUCCAUGCAUAGAUAGCCUAGUGUAAACUCCCUUAAGUGCCCUUACACUGCAACCCUGUCACCCCUUCAUACAACAGUUGGCAAGGCCAGUCGGUGUGUGACCUGGGUUCAACUGUCAGUAGCCCAGGUAGGCAACCAGAUCUCUUCUAGCACAUAAAAGGGUCCAGUGGAAGUAAGGAGUUUAAGCCGGGGGAAGGGUUCAACUGUCACUUAGUAUUUGGGAUAAUUUAUUUUGAUCUGGUCCAGAGAGCAAAGGACAGUGAAAGGCCUAAGGGCUUCCAGUACUUUUAAAUCAUGAAACCAACUAAAAGCACUGACUGGAAGUUGCCCUGUGUAAGAGGUUCUGAUAUUACUCAAAUAAAUGUCAAUUGAUUUUCUGCGCUGUGCAGUAUUACAGAUUUUUAAAUAAAUCCACAGAUAAAGCUACAGGUUUUUAAAUACUAUAAAUAAUAUUUUUAAUUAAAAGAAAGGAACAAGGGGCCUCAGAGUAACAAAGUGGUCCAUGUCACUGGCAUUGUGGCCAAGGCAUAUUAAACUCUUCAGUAAAGCAUGACAAAGUAAUGGUAUUUCAUCAGUGUCACAAUACAUUUUGAGUUAUUAAUGCGUCUUUAAGCUGCUAUGAAAAUGUUAUCAAUUACAAGGCAAUAUAAUGGUUAUUACAUGUAAAUGUUAAGCUCAGUGUUACCUUGUAUUUUAAAUAACAAAAAGAAUAACCGAUUAGCAUUAUACUGGGGGUUAGUUGUUUUUAUUAAAUCACUGUAUGGUAAAAUGACAACACUGCCAGAAUCUGAAAUAAAAAACUUGUAUUGAGAGAAACGUGAUACAUGUAUAUAUCCAGAAU
Molecule: messenger RNA, 3258 nt
Organism: Esox lucius (northern pike)
Lineage: Eukaryota; Metazoa; Chordata; Actinopteri; Esociformes; Esocidae
Gene: slc46a1
Product: solute carrier family 46 member 1
Exons: 7
Coding region: 311-1813 (500 amino acids)
Biological process (GO): transmembrane transport
Cellular component (GO): plasma membrane
Molecular function (GO): transmembrane transporter activity
Source: RefSeq, a predicted model, not a curated record